Messenger RNA from Guyanagaster necrorhizus, 2025 nucleotides. RefSeq lists its product as uncharacterized. NCBI's taxonomy places the organism in Eukaryota, Fungi, Basidiomycota, Agaricomycetes, Agaricales, Physalacriaceae. Gene Ontology annotation, cellular component: nucleus. Gene Ontology annotation, biological process: heterochromatin formation. Bases 1 to 2025 code for a protein of 674 amino acids. The transcript is spliced from 14 exons. Gene Ontology annotation, molecular function: protein binding; histone H3K27 methyltransferase activity; chromatin binding. The record is from RefSeq and is a predicted model, not a curated record.
AUGUCCCAGCAUCGAAGCACGGAUAAUCUUUCUAAUUCUUCUGGUGCAGAGACCAAGCAGAGACCAUCAAAGCGGUCGAAGCUCAAGAAACGGCGAAGAAAUGAUGAGGAUACGACAGCUUUCUCCGAGAAGCACUGGGGCGUCUGUAGCCACAAUCGCCUUAGUGCCGCAUAUGAUUAUAAUUACAAUGUCCGCCAGGGAAAUCAACGGUUCGUGUGCGUGCGAACUCGAAACUCUAACCUUGUUCUCCGUCGUCAAACUCGUCUUCACUUGAUGAAUGACCGCCUCGAUCCUGCUCUGAGCGUCUAUAAACAAGUUUUUGACGAGUUUUACGCUUGGGAGCAAGCCGAUACUCGCACCUACAUCCAGUACCUUGCAGCCAAUGCAGAAUCGGACGACGGUGAAGAAUGGGAUGAUGAUUUUUUCAAGUUCGACGAUCAUUUACCUUCUGUGAUGGAUGAGGGCGACGACAACGACGAUUGCGGUUUUCUGGUACAGUCGUUCGAUCCCGAUGGAUCGAUUCGAGAUCGCCGUAAAGUUCCGUGUGUAGAAAUUCAAGCGCGGAUCCCCCUCGAGUUUCAGCAUCCGUUGAAGUACGAGAUGUGCACCCCGGAUUCGAAGAAUGCGGGGCAAUCCACUUCUUUUAACUCUGAUGAAGUGCUGAGCUUCAUACCUUACGCAGACGAUGAGGCUUUUCCGUUAGAGGAGUUUUUGAAUCCAGAAAACCUAAAGCCGUUUCGGAAUUUUGCAUGGCAGACAGAAGAUUUUAAAGAUCCUGAUGUCGAUGUUAUCGAGCUUGAAGUGGCGAGGCGACUUCAUUACGGCGACCUCGGACUUCCUCUCUCUACCAUAGAUACCCUUGGAAUCCUCCAUGAUAAAGUUGGAGUUCCAGGUCCUUCAGGCCUUCUCUGGGAGGCAUCUCAAAGAGAUAUUCCAUUUUGGCCUGGCAGUGCCUUGACCAAUCUUCCUACCCUCAGUCUGGAGAAUUUGCCUGAGAAGGACGAUAUCUAUCAUGACAUCAAUAUUUCCAGUGCAAGAUUCUGCUCGCAUAUCAACUGUCUUGUUAUGAACUGUAAGGUGCAUAGUCAUAGUAAUCUCUCCUACAUAGACGAAGUUCUUCCACUCGACGUUUCCAAGCCUAUACUUACAAAAGCAGGCUUCAAACUGAAAGAUGGAGAACCCUGCAGCGAGCUUUGCUUUCGAAGCUUUGACGAAACCCAAGACGGAAUAAUGGAAGGGGUACAUUGGCAUGAUCCUGACGAUGUAAAUUUCCUCGAAAGCGUCCUCAAAGUUGACGCCGACAUGUCACCUUGUGCCCUUGCUGUCAUCUGUCGCAAGCCGUGUCUAGAGUAUCCGCGAACUGGCAAAAAGGUAUUCAUCUACCGGACAAGAAUGUUUCCCGACGAGAAAAUUCUGAAAGGACAAAUCAUCGAGGAAAGGCGCCGACAGCCGGCUGCCCUUGUGUUGAGGCAGGCAGGGAAUGCGAUCCAGACUUGGGCAAAGCAUAGAAACAAGUGUCAGAAUGUGAGGAUACAAAGAAACCAAAUCCAAAAUAUCAAGGUUCAACCUACCAAACCUGCCAAGUACGGUCUCGGCGCCUUUGCGACCAGGGAGUUGAGAGCUUGGACCUAUAUCGGCGAGUAUGUUGGCGAGAUGCGGAAUCUCAGCUCAGAAGAAAGCUCUCAGAGAUCCAACAUUCUGAACAAGUACACGGGGCUCAAUUACAACUUUGAGCUAAACUUGUCGCUAACUUUGGAUGCCGCACGUCGGGGGAACGAAACGAGGUAUCUUAACCAUUCAGACAAGCCCAACUGUGAAGUCCUUGUAAAGAAUGUUAACGACGAACAUCGCAUUGGAAUCUUCACCUGCGAAAAUGUCAACAAGGGAGAAGAGCUCUUUCUAGACUAUGGACCCAGAUACUGGCAGCAGUAUGGAAAUAGUGCCCCAGAGCUGGGGGAGGAAAACAGGCAAGAUGAAGAACACGGCGAAGAUGUAUCGGGGGAAGACGACCUAGAAUAUAUCUAG